CCCGGGCUCGGCUCCCCGCGCCCUCCCCGCGCCCGCAGCCCCGGCGAGCGGCUCGCCGUUCCGCCGGUGCGAUGCUGCUGCCGCUCGCCGUGCUGCCCUGCGCCUUCGUCCUGCUGCGAGCCGCAGCCUCUCUCCAAGUGGACAUUGUUCCCAGCCAGGGGGAGAUCAGCGUUGGAGAAUCCAAGUUCUUCUUAUGUCAAGUGGCCGGGGAGGCCAAGUUCAAGGACAUCUCGUGGUUCUCCCCGAACGGGGAGCGGCUCAGCCCCAACCAGCAGCGCAUCUCGGUGGUGCGCAACGAUGACUUCUCCUCCACGCUCACCAUCUACAACGCCAACAUCGACGACGCCGGCAUCUACAAGUGUGUGGUCAGCAGCCCCGAGGAGGGCGACUCCGAGGCCACCGUCAACGUCAAGAUUUUCCAAAAGCUGAUGUUCAAGAACGCUCCCACCCCUCAGGAGUUCAAGGAGGGGGACGAUGCUGUGAUCGUGUGUGACGUGGUCAGCUCUCUGCCCCCCACCAUCAUCUGGAAGCACAAAGGCAGGGAUGUCAUCCUAAAAAAGGAUGUGCGCUUCAUCGUCCUGUCCAACAACUACCUGCAGAUCCGGGGCAUCAAGAAGACAGAUGAGGGCACCUACAGGUGUGAGGGGAGGAUCCUGGCCCGAGGGGAGAUCAACUUCAAGGACAUCCAGGUCAUCGUGAACGUGCCUCCCUCGGUGCGUGCCAGGCAGAGCACCAUGAAUGCCACUGCCAACCUCAGCCAGUCUGUCACCCUGGCCUGUGAUGCUGAUGGCUUUCCCGAGCCCACCGUCACCUGGACCAAGGAUGGAGAGCCCGUGGAGGAGGUGGAGGACGAGGACAAGUACGGCUUCACCUCGGACGGCUCCGAGCUGACCAUCCACAGGGUGGACAAGAGCGACGAGGCCGAGUACAUCUGCAUUGCUGAGAACAAGGCUGGCGAGGCCGAUGCCACCAUCCACCUCAAAGUCUUUGCCAAACCCAAAAUCACCUACGUGGAGAACAAGACAGCCAUGGAGCUGGAGGACCAGAUCACGCUGACCUGCGAGGCCUCGGGGGACCCCAUCCCCUCCAUCACCUGGAGAACCUCCAGCAGGAACAUCAGCAGUGAGGAGAAGGCUUCGUGGACCCGGCCCGAGAAACAAGAGACGCUGGACGGGCGGAUCGUGGUGCGCAGCCACGCGCGCGUCUCCUCGCUGACGCUCAAGGACAUCCAGUACACGGACGCGGGCGAGUACGUGUGCACGGCCAGCAACACCAUCGGCCAGGACUCGCAGGCCAUGUACCUGGAGGUGCAGUAUGCCCCCAAGCUGCAGGGCCCCGUGGCCGUGUACACCUGGGAAGGAAACCAGGUGAACAUCACCUGUGAGGUGUUUGCCUACCCCAGUGCUGUCAUCUCCUGGUUCCGGGAUGGGCAGCUCCUGCCCAGCUCCAACUACAGCAACAUCAAGAUCUACAACACCCCCUCAGCGAGCUACCUGGAGGUGACCCCGGACUCGGAGAACGACUUUGGGAACUACAACUGCACGGCUGUGAACCGCAUCGGGCAGGAGUCCUCUGAGUUCAUCCUGGUGCAGGCAGACACGCCGUCCUCGCCCUCCAUCGGCAGGGUGGAGCCCUACUCCAGCAGUGCCCAGGUGGAGUUUGAGGAGCCCGAGGCCACGGGCGGGGUGCCCAUCCUCAGGUACAAGGCGGAGUGGAGGGCCCUGGGCGAGGGGGACUGGCACUCGAGGCUCUACGAUGCCAAGGAAGCCAACGUGGAGGGGACAGUGACCAUCACGGGGCUGAAGCCUGAGACCACCUAUGCAGUGAGGCUGUCAGCAGUCAAUGGCAAGGGCGUGGGGGAGCUCAGCCUGCCCGCCGAGUUCAAGACACAGCCAGUCCGGGAACCCAGUGCCCCCAAGCUGGAAGGUCACAUAGGAGAGGAUGGCAACUCCAUCAAGGUGAACGUCAUCAAGCAGGACGACGGUGGCUCCCCGAUCAGGCACUACCUGAUCAAGUACAAAGCUAAGCAGUCCUCGGAGUGGAAGCCCGAGAUCCGGCUGCCGUCGGGCAGCGACCACGUGAUGCUGAAGUCCCUGGACUGGAACGCCGACUACGAGGUGUACGUGGUGGCCGAGAACCAGCAGGGCAAGUCCAAGCCUGCCCACUACGCCUUCCGCACGUCCGCGCAGCCCACGGCCAUCCCAGCCAGCACUAGCCCUGCCUCGAGCCUGGGCACUGCUGCCAUCAUUGGCAUCCUCGUGGUGGUCUUCGUGGCGCUGCUGGUGGCCGUGGAUGUCACCUGCUACUUCCUGAACAAGUGCGGGCUGCUGAUGUGCAUCGCCGUCAACAUGUGCGGCAAGUCGGGCCCGGGGGCCAAGGGCAAGGACAUGGAGGAGGGCAAGGCGGCCUUCUCGAAGGAUGAGUCCAAGGAGCCGAUCGUGGAGGUUCGGACGGAGGAGGAGAGGACCCCCAACCACGACGGGGGGAAGCACACGGAGCCCAACGAGACCACCCCGCUGACAGAGCCAGAGCACCCCGCCGACACCGCGGCCACCGUGGAGGACAUGCUGCCUUCUGUCACCACGGGCACCACUAACUCUGACACUAUCACUGAAACCUUUGCCACUGCCCAGAACAGCCCCACCAGCGAGAGCACCACGCUGACCUCCAGCACUGCCCCUCCGGCCGCGGCCGCUCCCGACGCCGCCGGCCCCGGCCAGGCCACCCCGGCCAAAGGCGCGGCCGCCGCCCCGGCGUCGUCACCGCCGCCCUCCUCCACCCCCAAAGUGGCCCCUCUUGUUGAUCUCAGCGACACCCCCAGCUCCGCUCCGGCCACCAGUAAUUUAUCUUCAAGUGUCCUGCCGGGGCAGGCCGUGCUCAGCCCCAGCGCCGCCGACGCCGCCGGUGCCGGGAGCAAGGCGGCCGCCUCCAGCCCUGCCAACCUCACGAGCCCUGCAGCUCCCUCAGAGGCCAAGCAGGAGGUGGCCAAGAGCCCCGAGAAGGAGCCUGUGCAGCCCAGCACGGUGAAGAGCCCAGCAGAGACCCCCAAGAACCCGAGCAACGUGAAGAGCGAGGCUGCCUCGGGCAGCGCCGCCAACCCCUCGCAGAACGAGGACUUUAAAAUGGACGAAGGGACCUUCAAGCCACCAGACAUUGACCUUGCCAAGGAUGUUUUUGCAGCUCUUGGCACUGCUUCUCCUCCUGCUGCCAGCGGGGCUGGUGGGCAAGCCCCCGAGCCUGCUGCUGCUGCUGCAGACAGCUCUGCCCCCGCAGAGACCGAGAAAAUGCCAGCAGAGGACAAAGGCGCCGUGCAGGACAGGAAGAGCCCCCCGGCAGAAGUGAAGACGGUGCCCAACGAAGCCACACAAACAAACGAGAGCGAGAGCAAAGCAUGAUCAGCACCGCGGAGGGGACGGCGGAAACCUUCACCCGAGCAUU
Messenger RNA from Onychostruthus taczanowskii (white-rumped snowfinch), 3438 nucleotides. It is a transcript of the gene NCAM1, whose product is annotated as neural cell adhesion molecule 1. The transcript has 20 exons. NCBI's taxonomy places the organism in Eukaryota, Metazoa, Chordata, Aves, Passeriformes, Passeridae. The record is from RefSeq and is a predicted model, not a curated record. The coding region runs from base 72 to 3395 and encodes 1107 amino acids. Gene Ontology annotation, molecular function: protein binding. Gene Ontology annotation, biological process: cell adhesion. Gene Ontology annotation, cellular component: membrane.